AUGACCAAGGCCUCGCUUCUCAUCGGAGCCUUUGCGGCUUCUGCCUGUGUUCAAGCCUUCGUUGUGCCUUCUGCUCCUGAAGUUACACAAGGGCCAAAACUAGAAGAUCGGGCUACAACUUGCACUUUCUCCGGCUCAAAUGGUGCGUCUUCAGCCAGCAAGUCGCAGAAAUCCUGCGCCACUAUUGUGCUGUCGAACGUUGCGGUCCCUUCUGGCGUGACGCUCGACCUCAGCGAUCUAAAUGAUGGUACUACCGUUAUCUUUCAGGGAACAACCACCUGGGGUUAUAAAGAGUGGUCUGGCCCUCUGCUCCAAAUCGAAGGCAAUGAUAUCACCAUUCAAGGUGCCAGUGGUGCCGUUUUGAACCCUGAUGGCGCCCGCUGGUGGGAUGGCCAAGGUAGCAACGGCGGCAAGACAAAGCCCAAGUUCUUUGCUGCUCACGAUCUCACUUCUUCCACCAUCACCAAUUUGUAUAUCGAAAACACCCCCGUCCAAGCUGUCAGUGUUAAUGGUGUCAAUGGAUUGAAUAUCAAUGGUAUGACGAUUGACAACAGCGCUGGUGAUAGUGGUGGCGGUCACAACACCGAUGGAUUUGACAUCGGCUCUAGUUCGAACGUUGUGAUUAGCGGAGCCAAGGUGUAUAACCAGGACGAUUGCGUUGCUGUCAAUUCCGGCACGAACAUUACCUUCACUGGCGGUCUUUGCUCCGGUGGCCACGGGUUGUCAAUCGGUAGUGUUGGCGGCCGAGAUGACAACACCGUUCAGACAGUCACUUUCAGCAAUUCUCAAGUUACCAAAUCAGCAAACGGCAUCCGCAUCAAGGCAAGCGCUGGAGAUACUGGAACCAUCAAGGGAGUGACCUACUCAGGUAUUACUUUGUCAUCCAUCACUGGCUAUGGUAUUCUUAUUGAGCAAAAUUAUGACGGUGGCGAUUUGCACGGAAGUCCUACAAGCGGUAUCCCCAUCACCAACUUGGUUCUCCAGAAUAUUUCUGGAAGCGGCGGUGUCCAAUCAAGCGCUACUAACGUUGCUAUCGUCUGUGGCAGCGGAGCUUGCUCCAGUUGGACAUGGAGCAAUGUUGUUGUCACUGGAGGAAAGAAAUACAGCAGCUGCCAGAAUGUGCCAAGUCCUGCCUCUUGCUAA
Messenger RNA from Trichoderma atroviride IMI 206040, 1143 nucleotides. RefSeq lists its product as uncharacterized. The record is from RefSeq and is a predicted model, not a curated record. Gene Ontology annotation, molecular function: polygalacturonase activity. Gene Ontology annotation, cellular component: extracellular region. NCBI's taxonomy places the organism in Eukaryota, Fungi, Ascomycota, Sordariomycetes, Hypocreales, Hypocreaceae. Gene Ontology annotation, biological process: pectin catabolic process.